Molecule: messenger RNA, 1576 nt
Organism: Carassius auratus (goldfish)
Lineage: Eukaryota; Metazoa; Chordata; Actinopteri; Cypriniformes; Cyprinidae
Product: nephronectin-like
Exons: 7
Coding region: 308-1180 (290 amino acids)
Cellular component (GO): membrane
Source: RefSeq, a predicted model, not a curated record
AGAUGUGGAUGAGUGUGUGACGGGUCAGGCCUCGUGUCCCAGGUUUCGUAAGUGUGUGAACACGUUCGGUAGUUACGUCUGCAGGUGCCAUGAAGGCUUUGAGCUGCGGCACAUCAACGGAAAAUACCACUGCACAGAUAAAAAGUUUUCGUCUAUUUGCUAUGACAAGCCCGGACACAAGAGAUGCAAGUGCACAGCGAGUGUGAAUGGAAAGGGUCACGACUGCAGAUCUGUUGUUAAAGUCACCAUUGAGCCUGCAAGACCAAUCACAGUCAGCCCCACAACCAUCUCCACGGCAACAACUCCCAUGACAACUACAACGACAACAACUACAGCCACUCCUAGCACUACUGUUACCAUAGCAACCUCUGUUCCGACAAGUGCUGCCUUGACGACAGUAACACCAACGACUGUUGCUAUAACAACAACAGCGUCAACUACAACAGCCUUCACAACUGUUGCUACGACAACAAGUCCAACUACCACGUCCACAUCACCGGCAUCGACAACUACAGACAGGUUUCCAACGACAACCAGUGUCAUAACAACAACAACAACAACAACACUAGACAACCGCAUUCACAGAGAGAACACAGUGAAGCCACGAGGAGAUGUACACAUUCCUCAUUACGAGAACAAUCUGUUCGACUGGGACUUUGACGUUGAGCUGGGAAACACGACGGAGUUACUGCGCGAUGAUCCAGCCGCCGCUGUUGUCAGCUGCUCAUUUGAUGAGGGUCUCUGUGUUUGGAUGACGGACUCAGAAGGAGAUCUGAAAUGGGAAAUCAAAGAGGAUCCGGCCGGUGGGCGGUACCUGUCAGUACCUGAUGCUCCGAACAGACGGAGUGUCAAAGGGGCGAGGCUUACGGUGCUGCUGGCUCCUCCCACAAAGGCGUGGCAGGGCGGCGACCUCUGCCUUUCAUUUAAAUACCGUCUCCAUGGACACCACAUCGGCUCUCUGCAGGUGUUUGUCAGAAAGGGGCGGAGUCACAACCCAUCCAUCUGGACCAGGACUGGAGGACACGGCUGGAGACACGCCCACGUCACUCUUUGGGGGCGUGGCCUUGUUGAUAUUGUGCUGAAGGCAGAGAGACGGCGAGGGAAACAUGGAGAAAUCUCUGUGGAUGAUUUUAGUCUGAGACGAGGAGCCUGCAGUGAUGAACAGGACAGGACAGAGUGACACACACACACACACACACACACACACACACACACACACAGAUUGUGUGUAAUGAAACGCUCUUGCAGAAGUGGACAGGUCAACAUUCAUAUGCAUGAGGACAUCCACAGCUUUAUUUGCUGUUUUAUGACCAAGAAUUUGCAGAUUUGUGCAGAAUUAUUCAUAUUUAUUAAAUAUUAUUAGUCAUUCUGCUUUCAUAUUACAAUAAGAAUGUUGUAACUAUCAAUUACAUUUAACAUAAUUGACACAAAUACUAUUAUUUUAUUUUCGUGUGAAAAUAUGUCCAGGUCACAUUUCAGAGAAAAGAUAUACAUUUUCCAUUAAAGUGACAUUAUUAGGAUUAUAGCAGGAUUUCUGUAUAUUGUCUAUUUCAAUGCACUCAGACUUUUGAGCUAC